Molecule: messenger RNA, 4859 nt
Organism: Esox lucius (northern pike)
Lineage: Eukaryota; Metazoa; Chordata; Actinopteri; Esociformes; Esocidae
Gene: scarf1
Product: scavenger receptor class F, member 1
Exons: 13
Coding region: 255-3104 (949 amino acids)
Molecular function (GO): scavenger receptor activity
Source: RefSeq, a predicted model, not a curated record
CGCCCGACUAACGACUGAAGAGAGCUGGGCCUGAGGAGAAAGAGAGUGGGUAAGAGAAGUGUUUUCCAUUGGCCCGCAGAGGAGCGAUGUGCUAGGGAAAUACAAAGGUAGAGAGGGGAGUGUGAAAGUGGCUGGGGAGAAGGAUUGAUAGAGGGGUCUUCUGCUGGACUUGGGUAGAGAAAAGAAAAGCAUUUCAGUCGCAUGCUGGUCUAAGACCUAUUGUGGACCGCUUAGGACCUGGUUGCUGGUUGGACAUGGGCCUUUUUCUGACUGGUCUAGGACUACUGCUGUGCUGUUCCGUCUCCUCCUCUCACAGACUGACCCCCUCAGGGAAAAACGUCUGCCAGGACCUCAGGGAUCCCUCCACACUGGUCUGUUGUACUGGAUGGAGACGGCAGGGCGAGGAGUGUACGAUACCUGUGUGUGAUGGAGAACGGACCUGCCAGCUGGAUGAGGUGUGUGUGUACCCAGGUGUCUGUCGCUGUCGUCCUGGCUAUUAUGGAGCCCACUGUAAGACGCGCUGUCCUCCAGAGUUCUGGGCCCCAGACUGUCGUGAGCUCUGCAAGUGUCACCCUCACGGGCGCUGCGACCCUGUGACAGGCAAGUGCACAUGCUUACCCAACCGCUGGGGGCCGCUCUGUGAGAAUGCCUGCCAGUGUGGCCUCCAUGGGCACUGCCACGCCUCGGAUGGCAACUGCACCUGCGACGAAGGCUGGUGGACCCCCACCUGCGCCAAGCAAUGCCAGUGCUACCCGGGCACCUCCACCUGUGACCCACUGACCGGCAGGUGUCAUUGUUCCAUGGGGUACUGGGGUCCGAGGUGCAACCGGCGCUGUAGCUGCUUUGUAUCGCCGUGCCAACAGAAGACAGGGGUGUGCGAGUGCCAGAACGGUUGGUGGGGUCCAAUGUGUGACCGGCGCUGUAACUGUAACCUGUCGCACAGCCAGUGUGACCCGGCCAGCGGGGAUUGUCUCUGUCAUCCCGGCUACAAGGGAAAGUUCUGCAACGACCCCUGUGGACCAGGGGAGCAUGGCAGUGGCUGCAGACUAAGCUGUGGUCACUGUAAAGGAGGCCAGUCGUGCUCUGCUGUCGAUGGUGUUUGUUUGGCCUGCGAGCCGGGGUGGAACGGCACACGUUGUGACCAGCCGUGCCCGCAUGGUUACCAUGGAGACCACUGCCAGGAGGCAUGCCCACGCUGCCGAAAUAGUGAACCGUGUGACCCAAGGACAGGGGUGUGUUCACACUGUGAACCAGGCUGGACUGGACCCAGGUGUGACGAGCCAUGCUCCAACAGGACAUUUGGGGACGGCUGCCGCUUCCUGUGCAAUCCCUGUUUCCAUGGCCACUGUGAUCACAUGACAGGAAGUUGUGUCUGUGGGCCUGGGUUCCAGGGAGAAAGCUGUAACAGCACCUGUCCAGAUCAUCUGUAUGGCUUUAACUGUACCUCUAUCUGUGACUGUGGAGAGGGUGUGUCCUGCCAUCCAGCAACUGGGGACUGUCCUUUCAGUGGUCACAGGGCUCUGAUUGCUGGUCUCCUGUUCCCUCUCCUGUUGGCCUUGCUGUGUCUGCUAUGUUGCUGCUGCUGCUGUGGGGGACCAACUGAUGGCAAAGACAGGGUAGCGGUGGGUGAUGGGGGAACCUCUGUCCGUGUGAAGCAUCAUGUGUACAACGUCAUGGCCAACGUGAGCUCUGCUGUACCGUGUUUCUCUGUCUGGUCGUCUGGGCUGCCCAGAGUCACAGUGUCCCACCAUGACCCUGAGCUGACAUUCAACCACAGCUUCAUAGAGCCUCCCUCCUCAGGCUGGGUCACGGACGGGUCCUCCUUUGACAGUGAUGAGGAGACUGGGGAGGCCCUUUACUGCGUCCCCCCCAGAGAAGACAUCCCAGCGGUGGCGGGCGGGGAGUUUCAGGAGUUCCAGCAUGAGAUGACUUCUAAGUGUAACAUCUUCCCCGACCCGUCGUCCUUCAGCGUCAGCGGAGAGGACAUUUCCCUCCCAUUCGGAAUCCCCCGCACGUCCAGCAUCGCCAAGUCAAAACGCCCCUCUGUCUCCUUCGCCGAGGGCACCAAGUUCAGCCCCAAGGAGCGCUGUGGCUCCAACCACGACCUGACACCCGGAGCCCCCCGCCCCAAACCGAAGUCCCCCUGGGGUGUCCUGGCGCUGUCGGCACUCCAGGCUCAAGGAGGCAAGACCUUGGAGGGGGACGUAGCAGCCGAGACUAAGGGUGAGGUAGAUGAAGCUGGACGUGGGACUGGACCUUUGGAUGAGCCAGGAUCCAGUAAUGAAGCGGGGGACCCGGAGGCGGACCGGUUCACCGUCACUCCUUCCAGAGCCGUGUCCGGCCUGCCGUCUGGAGCAGCGCUGGGGCGGAGACGCACCUUGUCCAAUGCAGCUUUUACCAGGAAGGGUAGCCAGACGACCGACUCCUCUACUGACGCCCAGCUGGCAGAGCUGAAUAACGGUGUGGAUAAGGUCACCACGGUGUACGUGACAGUGGGGAAGGCAGGCGUGGGCCGGCCCGUGUCUAAACUGGAGUCCCCCACCUCGGAGGGCCCGGUCCAGGCUAUAUUACGUCGUCUCGGUAGCCUCCAGAGACACAAGGACCAGGAGGUGGGGACCAAACUAAAAGGGAAGAGCCUGGGAGCAGAGGGGAUCACCAAGCCCCCCAGGAGGAAGCUGGGGGUCCGGGCCAGCGUGUGGGAGCAGAGGUCCCCGGAGGUGGGGAGUCAAGCGGAUGAGGGCGUAGCGAUGAGGAAACCCAGUAGGAGGAAGCAGCACACUCCCCACAGCUCCCCAGCUGACAUGGGAAACACUGACGCUGGCACUGACACUCAUCCACCACCAGAAGGCGCCACUGCCACCGCUACGCCUAGAAGGCCCCUGUCCUCCAUUUUGAUGAGUGUGCCGGAAGUCGAUGGUUCAGAGGUGAGGGGUGAGGAUGGCAAACCCAGCAUGCAGACUGAGAAUGGAUAUCUGUUGGUCGGACCCCCUGGAGUUUUAACGGAUUCUGUGAGUCUCAGUGAAGUCAUAACCAAUAAAGGAGUGGUGACCAGUGAGGGUGAUGAACCUAACCUAUAUGAGAACGUGCAGAUUAUGCAUUCCUAACUUCAAAAUUCAAAAAGGUAUUCGGUUUCCACCCACCAUGCAUCCAUGUCCUACGUGGUUUUGGGGUAAGAAGGCAUGUAGGAGAAGAACCUUCCGGACCCCUGCCAACCCAGUCACCCCUGAUCAGCUGGCAGGCAGAGGGCAGACGGGCAGUACAGGUCAAUGGACCAAACUUCUCUCUCUCCGUCUGUGGCCCUCAGCAACUGGCCAUCGGUUCCAUAGAGACUAAUAAGACUGUGUACACACCACGUCCACCAACACACUUCAAAAUGAUCAAUGAAAUGGCUGCAGUGUGCUAGACUAAAACUCUGUGUAUCUCCCAGCAUCUAGAUAUAUUAUACUUAACUGUAAAUGUGUAUAUCAAUUGUAAAUGUGUAUAUAUAUCAUACUGUAUAUCAACCCCUCAUAUCUCAUUAUCUUAUAUUACUGCUCAUCACUCACGUGUGUAUAGUUGUAUGUAAGCCCUUAAUUGUUGCGUAUUCAGUGUUAUCUAACACUGGCAGCACUGUUACACAGAGUAUAUAUUAAUGGUUGAAUAACACUCAUUCUAAAUAUGGUUCUAAUUCUUUCUCAAAUGACAGUUGGCUUGUGUAGCUACACUAGUAAGUACUGAAGGAGACAUUUGAAGACUAGCCCAACUGUCCUUUAGUUAACAAUUGCUCCUGAAAUUAACUAGUAAAUGUUACACUAUUGAAAAUAUCAACAAUACAAUUUUAACAUUUAAUUUCCCAAUACUAUUAUUUCUCCUUAUAUGUUAAGGAUCUGGAUCCCAUUUAGUUAAUUUAAUAGGUCCAGUUUCCAUGUGGUGUCAAAACAGGAUGACAAUGCAUGCAGUCAAUAUGGUAAGAGCUAAAUGUAACAUGUACAGAACACACUGUAUAUCGUACAACAAAGCGAUUGUAUUGAAAAUACCUCAAGGGGUUGUAUUGACAUUGUGACAACUAAACAAAAAAUAAUAAUUCUGUCUGUCUUCGUUGUUUAGUUAAAUGUUGCUGUCAUCUCUAGCUGUUUGGAGGUGCCAGACUGAACCACCCUGGCAGCACUAGGCACAUUUUUACAGAUCAUCACUUGUCUGUGAUAGUGACACAGAGUGCCUACUAAAUGACACCCUAUUCCCUUAUCGAAGUGCACUACAAAGGGAAUAGGGAUCUAUUGAGGACACUGAGUGAAAUAAAACAAGGAAAGCAAGGAAACUGAAGACAGGAAAUGGAUUAUGACAUUGUUAUUGCAUGCCUGGCUGAAUAUGUGCCAUGCAUAUUUGACAACACAGGCCGCUCCUGUCACGGAGAUACAGGUAGAUCCAAUAUUGGUGACCACUCCCAUCUGCUACAUUCACCACUGACAGAUACAUUGUGAUCACUUGAUCCCCUUUAAUCUAAUUCACAAAUGUUUCCAACAGUGGUGAAUAAACCAGUCAAUCAGGCUUAUGAUGAAGCUCGGGACUGCAGGCACUGUCAACACGGAGUGGAAUUUAGUUGUCUUGUGAAUGUAGUGCAGUGUCUCAUGAGACAACACAUCCCGUAUCCAUUCACACUGCAACACCUGCUGGGCCAAUGCUGCUGUGGUUGUUAGUCUUCUAUGCCUGUCAUUCACUAGGUGAUAGUAGAGUCUCCGUAUCACAUAGUCCAUCCAACUUUAGUGCUGGAGUUGCAGGGAAAUAGACUCCAGAAACGAGUCCUUGGUUAUUUUUAUUCUCACAAAUCUUUUUGUGAUCGUUGUAAGAAACAUGUGGAAGCCCAUUCCUGCCGUGUGUGU